Molecule: messenger RNA, 537 nt
Organism: Rubroshorea leprosula
Lineage: Eukaryota; Viridiplantae; Streptophyta; Magnoliopsida; Malvales; Dipterocarpaceae
Source: the annotation of a GenBank genome assembly
ACCCCUCGGAUAAAGACGUAGAAAUGGCUUCACCAGAGCUGACCCAUCGUGGACAUCGCAGAAAGACUGGGACAUUGAAGCGCAGGCUCAAGUUUGUACUCUAUGCAAAACAAAACAAGACUCUGAAGAGGAUGAGAGCGAAGGUUGCGGGGAUGAGGAGGGAGAUGAAUCGCGUGAGAAUGGAAACAGCUGAUAACGUAGCUGCAAUGGAGGAAAUGAGAAUGGAGCUGGAUUACCAGUUUGACGUCAUGCUUCUGGUCUCGGUAGUAGACAGCCUCAGCAGCAUCAUACUUCAGCUUUAGUCAGCUGAGAAUAUAUAUCGAACUUGAAGAGCUGGUAGUUAAACCAGUUUACUUUGCUUAAUAAAUGCUGGUGUGUUAUGUAUUUUACUUAUAUAUAUCUAGCAUGUGGGAUAAGAAAAAUAAGUUAAGGGCUUGCUCUUAUAAAUAACUUGUGUGUCUGUGAGUGUCGAGGCCUUUUAUAAAGGUUAAGCUUGGAUUUCUACGUGUACUAUAUAAAUAAAAUGAGUUUUUUUAC